Messenger RNA from Diabrotica balteata, 319 nucleotides. The record is from the annotation of a GenBank genome assembly. NCBI's taxonomy places the organism in Eukaryota, Metazoa, Arthropoda, Insecta, Coleoptera, Chrysomelidae.
AUGGCCAAACUCUUUAAAAACCACAACCUUAAUCUGGAGAUAAAAGUAAGUCUCCUACGAGGUUAUAUCUUCUCGAUAUUAUACUACGAAGUUGAAUCCUGGACACUCACUGAAGCGAUGGAGAAAAAACUUAAAGCUUUUGAGAUAUGGCUAUACAGAAAAAUCCUAAGGAUAUCAUGGACGGACAAGAUAACCAACGAGACUGUACUUCAAAGAAUAGGGAAAGAAAGAGAGGAAAUAACUCUCCACAACAACAACAAAUCUAUUUAAAGAAUCAGUUAAUAUAGCCAGAAUGUUCAAGAAUAUUCAAAACGAAUAG